AUACUCAGAUCGAAAAUCCCUCCCGAACCCUUCUCCCAACUCCUCCUCUCAUGCCCUAGUUCUCGUUUAAAUCUCACAUCAGCCUUCUCCAUCCAACUCCUCCUCUCAAGCGGCAGAUCCCGUGCUGAGGUGAUCGAUCCCACCGCACCACCAGCCAUCAACCUCGCCCGAUCUCUAGCACCGGGACAUCCAACCCUUGGCACGUAUCGCCGCUGCUACCUGCAAUGGUGACUCGAGGUCGCGAUCCGCUUCUUGUGCCAACCCAAGCAGUGGUCGACCGAGCUACACGCAUCGUACUCCCGGAUUCUAUUCAGCUACUCCUGCGACUACCCGGUCGCCUCAGCUUCUCUCUUACCCAACCCGACCAAAUCCCCUCUGGUUCUAAAUAGGGGAAACAGAAAUCUCGACGAUUCCUCUACGGUUUCGUGACUGGAGUGCAUCGCCGCUCGUGGACACGUCGCGUGCGAGCAUAACACAAUGGUUGAACUCCUUGGUGCGGCACAAGUGAAGGAGAACAGGGUGUUCAAGUGCGCUUUCGCGGUGCUUGGGAUCAUGAGCAGCCUGCUUAUCUAUGGCAUCCUACAGGAGAAGAUAUGAGAAUUCCAUAUGGGAUAAACAAAGAAUAUUUUAGAUAUUCAUUGUUUCUUGUUUUCUGCAAUCGCAUUAUGAUAUCUGCAGUAUCUGCAGGAGUUUUGCUGGCAAGUAAAAAGUCACUGGAUCCAGUAGCACCCAUGUACAAGUAUUGUGCGGUAUCUAUAUCUAACAUACUAACCACAACCUGCCAAUAUGAGGCCUUGAAAUAUGUUAGUUUUCCAGUGCAGACCCUUGCAAAAUGCGUAAAAAUGAUACCUGUCAUGGCCAACUGUUCAAUCUGUUCAAAGCUCACAAAGAUCCUAGACAAAAUCCAAUUGUUUAUUCCUGUAAUAGAUUGAGAAAGACAAGCUACUUCUUCAGUAUUGUGGUAGUAAUUACUGUACUGUUUUGUCCCGUUCUCAAGCCGAUAAUAAUUUUUGAGUGUAGCUAGUAGAAGUAAACAGAUUGUUGGCUUCGAGGUCGGCUAGUUAUUUUGUGCUCUUUUGUUUUAUUUGUGAAUAUUAUU
This is a messenger RNA of Zingiber officinale, 1099 nucleotides long. RefSeq names its product UDP-galactose/UDP-glucose transporter 5B-like. Gene Ontology annotation, cellular component: Golgi membrane; endoplasmic reticulum membrane. The record is from RefSeq and is a predicted model, not a curated record. Gene Ontology annotation, biological process: transmembrane transport. The transcript is spliced from 5 exons. NCBI's taxonomy places the organism in Eukaryota, Viridiplantae, Streptophyta, Magnoliopsida, Zingiberales, Zingiberaceae. Gene Ontology annotation, molecular function: 3'-phosphoadenosine 5'-phosphosulfate transmembrane transporter activity. Bases 594 to 932 code for a protein of 112 amino acids.